This is a messenger RNA of Bicyclus anynana (squinting bush brown), 1820 nucleotides long. RefSeq lists its product as uncharacterized. Lineage: Eukaryota; Metazoa; Arthropoda; Insecta; Lepidoptera; Nymphalidae. The coding region runs from base 212 to 952 and encodes 246 amino acids. The record is from RefSeq and is a predicted model, not a curated record. The transcript has 7 exons.
UUCUAGCGCGCGCAACACUACACACCCUUCCCACAUCAAAAUCAGAUGUUCGCGCGCGCGCCAUGACAGUGUUCUCUUGAGGCCAUUGACGUCGAAAGUAUUUAGAGCGUUAUUCAUCGUUAAAACAUUCGUCAUUGUACAUUUUUUAUUCGUCUCGUGCAAAAGUAAAUCAUUCAAGCUGGCGAUCAACAAUUGGUGGAGGGAGCCGGAUAUGGGAGGUGAAUUUUUCCUUAUGAUGAUGAUGUAUAAAAUUUCAGGGGAGCGCGAGGGCUGCGCCGCAUCACGGAUGUGGCGCAGUGCUUGCGGUACAUUGGUUUGUCCAGGGGCCGAUGAAGCAUGGAAACAGAUUGUUGAUACCUCGGCUUCAGAUUCAGUGUGGCAUUCGUUGAGGAACUGUGUCGCAUAUCAGGCAGGAGUAUGGCAAAAUCUCCUCAUAAAAGGAAUUCCGGAUGUGAUGCAUUCUGCCGCUUUCAAGCUUGCGAUAGUGCUACGGCAUACACCAUCUGAGCUCACUGUGGGUCUACUGGCAGAUAUGUUGCAUUUACAUCCACAGUCUCAAGAUUUAACAGCUUACGUUUUAGCUUUACUAACUGACGAUGAAGCAUGGUGUGGAAGUUGUGGUGCUAGUGCUGGUAUACCAGGUGUAGCUGGGGGUAUGGGUGGUGGCGCGCCUCUCCGCGAUUUACAACUUUUUGGUGACUGCGAGUUAGCCGUGCUUGCUUCUUCACGUGAGGAGUAUGAUGCGCACGCCAAGUUGGUACGGGCCGAGUACAAUAACCUUACACAUCAUAACUAUGUGGAACUGCGCAUCAAGGUUCUUAAUCAAUUAGCCCAAAUUCCAAAAUUGUACCACACACCAGAGUUCGAGUGUUUUGAAGCUAUUGCGAGGGAGAACAUUGAGCGUGAAAUCUGUACUCUGCGAGAACAUCUGCAUAGUGAACCUCAUGAAUAACAUAGGUCACAAACUUAUAAUUUUGAUUAAUUUGCUGUUAGAUUUUAAAUUUGGACUUGAGAUCUAAAGUGACAAGAGUUCAGGACAUUCAUACCUGACUUAACAUGAAAAUCGUAAUAAUAAUAAAUUUUAUUAUUAAUACAUUCUCCAUUCCAUUGUGUUUGUUUGUGUUGCAAAUUAUAGGUGUAGUACGUAACAAUCCAACACGGAGUAAUUACUCAUAUGGGAUCUUGAUUUGUCCACUUUCUUUGUUUAUACUCGUACACCUACUUAAUUGUUGCUAACAAAAAUAUUUAAACAAUAUAGAUUAACUGUUUUAGAAAUGUUAAUAUUUUCUGUUUUUUAAUACUAUUAUAUUUGUUCAUUUUGUUUAAUUUGCACAUUUGUAUGCAAGCAAUUUUCUUGGACCAUUUUAAUAUUGACUGAUAGGAAAAAUAAAUAAUUACAAAUUAUUUUAAUAGAUACUAUAAUGAUAAAUGUAACUUUUUAUUUAUAAUAAAAUAAUAUGACUUAUUGAUUUGUAAUUGCUAGAGUAGUUCAGUUUUCUUCAAUGUUUAAUGUUAAAUUAGUGAUUACAAGGAAUUUGACAAUUCGAUUAUAACUAUGAAUACUUAAGUAGAUUAAAAGAUUUUGUUUAAAUGUUCACAUUUACGUUUUCAUUGAUAUAAAAAUAAUUAAUGUAGAUAGGUGUACAGAAAAGUGGAAGUAAGUGGUUUCAGUUGUUUUAACACAACGGCAAUCUCAUAUAAAAAUAAUGUGAAAAUUUGACAAAGGCUAUUAUUGCGAGUGCUUAUGAUUAACAUUGUAUGAUUAUGUAUUUUAAAAGUAAUGCAAUAAAAUAAUAAACUUAAAAAAUGCAGCCUUUUUG